AUGCAGACCGCCACGUCACCGUCCCUUCUUCUCCCACACGCGGCGUCGGCCGUCGCCUCGCCAUGGACCGCGACCAGGCCAGCCGGCGCAGCUGCUGCCCAGCAAUGGCCAGCUCUUAAGUGCCACGUGAACGGUCGAGAUCGAUCCGUGCGCGUGCAAGCGGAUAAGGCGGCGCGAGGGCCGAUAGGGGAGUUCGGGGAGCGCGUGAUGGUGGGCGACGCGGGGGAGGAGGAGCAGGCGGGCGACGAGGAGAUGGCGAUCAAGCUGGAGUGCGACGAGAGCGGCUGCGUUCUCGUCGUCGGUCGCAACGUACCGAACCUCGAUGACGACUCGCAGGGUUACCUGCAAUGUAACCUCACAGGGUGUUUCUAUGACAGCGCGGCGCCGGUGGCGGAGUUCCGCGUGCUGGAGGGCGCGGGGUGGCGUCUGGGCUACGAGACGGCGCCCGCCAACGAGGAGGCCUUCUGCGCCAUGGUGGGCGCAGGCGGGUGGAGCGUGGCGCUGACGGCGUCGGAGUUCAACGACUUCUGCAAGCUCGUGCAGAUGCUGCGCAAGGGGCUGAUCACGAUGGACCAGGACGGCGUGCUCAACCGAGAUGACAUCGUGAUGCAGGACGGCGUGCUCAACCGAGAUGACAUCGGCAUGCAGGUGGAGCUCGGCAAUCUAUGGAUGGAGUGUGUGGUGGCACGGCAAACAUUGCCCACACUGCAGCGGUUCCUCAAGAUGGGAGGGAGGCCCACUGGAGCAGCCUUUGCCAUUCGCUUCAUUCUCUCAGGCACCGAUUCCAAACGCCAGGCGGAGGGUUUCUGGCCAGCGGAGGCGGUGAUGGACAUGCUAGCCAAGAUGGACGAGCUCUCAUCGCCUGCACAGCCCAACUCCUCUAGCAAGCAAGCAGAAGCAGUCACCGCCUGA
Closterium sp. NIES-65 is the source of this 912-nucleotide messenger RNA. Lineage: Eukaryota; Viridiplantae; Streptophyta; Zygnematophyceae; Desmidiales; Closteriaceae. The record is from the annotation of a GenBank genome assembly.